AUGUCGGGAAGGGGAAAAGGCGGCAAGGGACUGGGAAAGGGUGGAGCCAAGCGGCACAGGAAGGUUCUGAGGGACAACAUCCAAGGCAUCACCAAGCCUGCUAUCCGCCGCCUGGCCCGUCGCGGUGGAGUGAAGCGUAUCAGCGGUCUCAUCUAUGAGGAGACCCGCGGCGUCCUCAAGAUCUUCCUGGAGAACGUUAUCCGUGACGCCGUCACCUACACCGAGCACGCCCGCCGGAAGACGGUGACGGCGAUGGACGUGGUGUACGCUCUCAAGAGGCAGGGCCGCACGCUGUACGGCUUCGGAGGUUAG
Molecule: messenger RNA, 312 nt
Organism: Striga asiatica
Lineage: Eukaryota; Viridiplantae; Streptophyta; Magnoliopsida; Lamiales; Orobanchaceae
Source: the annotation of a GenBank genome assembly